AUGGCAUCGGUUCAGCGACUGCCGCGGGCAACAGUCAUGCUAGCCCUCCGAGUCACCUCAACCGGAGUGCUAUACUGGUGGACGACGUGGGCAGGGAACGACAUGCUGUUUGAAGACGACAAAGAACCACAACAUCUAGCCGUCCUAAACUUGAUUAUCAGCGGCAAGGCGGUGUCAUUCCCCAUCUACAGCAACCCCAUCUUCGUCGCCGCUCCAAGAUGCAUCGACGGAGCCCACCCCGUCCACGAGCGGGACCUGCCCAUGAUGCAGGACAUCCUGCGCGUCGGCCAGCUCUCGGGGCACAUCCACAACAAUCACCGGGUGCUUGUCAUUGACGCCAAGGGAGUGGCAGACUGUGAGCUUGCGGCGAGGGCUUGGUGUGCUGGGUACGACCAGCAUGGACUUGCUUUGACUGUGCGGUGA
This is a messenger RNA of Parathielavia appendiculata, 423 nucleotides long. RefSeq lists its product as uncharacterized. The transcript has a single exon. The record is from RefSeq and is a predicted model, not a curated record. Lineage: Eukaryota; Fungi; Ascomycota; Sordariomycetes; Sordariales; Chaetomiaceae. The coding region runs from base 1 to 423 and encodes 140 amino acids.